Sitophilus oryzae (rice weevil) is the source of this 1400-nucleotide messenger RNA. It is a transcript of the gene senju, whose product is annotated as UDP-galactose transporter senju. The record is from RefSeq and is a predicted model, not a curated record. Gene Ontology annotation, cellular component: Golgi membrane. Gene Ontology annotation, biological process: pyrimidine nucleotide-sugar transmembrane transport. Gene Ontology annotation, molecular function: UDP-galactose transmembrane transporter activity. The transcript has 4 exons. Bases 258 to 1316 code for a protein of 352 amino acids. Lineage: Eukaryota; Metazoa; Arthropoda; Insecta; Coleoptera; Curculionidae.
AUAUACAAGUUAAAAAUUUAAGGUUAGCUGUCAUGUCAUAAGUCGUAAUCUUUUUAAAAACAAAUAAAUAGAUAUCAAAAAGAUUGUUAAUUUGCGAGCGUUUGCGAGUAUGUUUAAAUAAAUAUCGGCUUGAUAUGGCACCUUUUAAAAUAAGAGCAGUGUGAAUCUAUUAACAUUAGCGGUUGUCAGUAUGCGGUUCACGAGUAGGUGGCAAAUUUAAAUUCGCUUAUAUUUCUGCAAACUUUCUCUGCAAAGUUAUGAAUUUCAAGCCAUGGAAAGAUUUAUUCCCUUCUAGAUUUAGUCAAAUUAUAUUCGUAGUUUAUAUUCUUCUGUUUGUUAAUCAGGGAAUUUUGGUGACUGCCUCACAAGGAUCUGACAAUAAAUAUGAUUAUAACAUAAUAACGGUGGUAUUGUUGACUGAAGUUUUGAAGCUGGUUAUUUCUUCAUUACUUUAUUGUCGAGAAAACAAGCCUACUGAAUUAGUGAGGGAAGUUAUUGAAAGAAAAAGUGUUUUGCUACUCUAUUUUGUACCUGCCUCUCUAUAUUGCCUGUAUAAUAACUUAGCUUUUGUAAAUUUAUCAUCUUUUGACCCAACCACGUAUUAUUUAUUGUUGCAAUUACGAGUGGUUGUUACAGGAAUUUUAUUUCAGAUUAUAUUUGGGAAAGUUUUAAGCAAAAAACAAUGGAUUUCAUUGCUAAUUUUAACAGCAGGCUGUAUGUUGAAACAAGUGAAUUUCAACCAAGAAACCGAGGACUCGCAGAAAAACGAUACAAAAUCCCAUUCUCUAGUCCUGAGCAUAAACACGCUCUUUAUUUUAAUUCAAAUAUUUUGUUCUUGUUUUGCUGGAGUCUAUAACGAAUACCUCUUGAAACAUCAAGGGAACGAUGUAAAUAUUUUCACUCAAAAUGUCUUUAUGUACUUAGAUUCUAUUAUUUGUAAUGUUGCGUUACUUUUUAUCGAUGGGUCUAUAACCACUGUGUUUUUAUACGAGAAUAUCUCUAAAGUUUUUAGUUUCAAAGUUUUAAUAGUCAUGUUGAAUAACGCUGCAGUCGGAAUUGUAACGAGCUUUUUCUUGAAAACGUUGAAUUCGAUUUUAAAAACUUUCGCCAGUGCCAUAGAGCUAGUUUUGACGGCCGUACUCUCUUUUCUAUUUUUUGGAAUUCCGGUUUAUUUGAACACAAUUCUGGCAGUCGGAACGGUGAUGUACGCCACAUAUUUGUACUCUCAGAACCCUGUUUCGAGUCCACCUAAAAAGCCUGCCAGUCAGGAAUUGGAGAGUGAUAAUGAGGAACUGUUGCAAAUGGAGGAAGUAUGACGAAGUGCUAAAUGGAAUAAACUGAAUGUGAUAUCUUUCUAGCCAGUAUUUUUGUUCUUGUGCACAAUAAAAAUGUAUCAAGUA